UUAUUCAAAAGAAGAAGAGUGCUUAAAAAAUGCCUCGUACAACCACCGUGGACUGCAUUGGAUGCCCUCCUCUUCGGGCUCUAACAUUCGAUACACUUGGUCUCAUCAAAGUGUUGGAGGCUCGUGAUAAGCAAGGAGCUCCAAGGGUAGUAGAGAGGUGGGGUGAGCCUGAUUCAUCCAAAGGUAUCAUGGCUGUUUCAAUGAUUCAAUGCCAUUCCAACCCGUUAUUAGCUGUAGCUAGGAAAAAUGGCCAGAUUGAGAUUUUGAGUCCUGUAAGUGGAGAUCUACAGGCAACAAUUUCUAGUUCUAGUGAUUUGGAUCUUCAGUCUGAUGUUGUUGGUUUGCAUUUAUUUGCAAAAGCAAAUCUGGAGUUAUCUACAAGGCCUUGUACGCUACUUACAUGCACAUCAAAAGGGAAUGCAAGCGUAAGGUCCAUUGAUAUUACUGAUUCAUCGAUAGAAUCUUCUUGUCUUGAUUCUUCAAAAGCAUGGAAUGUAUGUGCUAGUGGUAGCAUAGAGUGUUGCAAGGUGGACGGAAGUGAGAAGUUUGCUCUAUUUGGUGGGAAAGGUGUUGAGGUUAAUCUCUGGGAUCUUGACAAUUACAGUAAGAUUUGGAAUGCAAAAUCUCCUCCCAAGGACAGCCUUGGGAUAUUCACACCAACCUGGUUUACAUCGGCCGCAUUUCUAAGGAAAGAUGACCAUCGGAAGUUUGUUGCUGGCACCAACAGCCAUCAGAUUCGCCUUUAUGACAUCUCUGCACAGAGAAGGCCUGUUCUUUCUUUUGAUUUCCGUGAGACACCAAUUAAAGCAUUAGCAGAGGAUAUAGAUGGAAAUUCAAUCUAUGUAGGAAAUGGGUCUGGUGACAUGGCUUCUUUUGAUAUACGAACAGGUAAAUUGCUAGGAUGUUUUACUGGGAAGUGCUCGGGAAGCAUCAGAUCCAUAGUUAGGCACCCUGAGCUUCCUGUGGUAGCUUCAUGUGGAUUGGACAGCUAUCUGCGACUUUGGGAUACAAAGACUAGGCAGCUUCUUUCUUCUGUUUUCCUUAAGCAACAUCUUUUGCAUGUGGUUUUUGAUUCCGGCUUCACUGUUGAAGAAAUACCCCAAGGGGCAGAUCUACCAUGCAAGGAGCAAUCUGUGAACGAGAUCGGUGUUAUGCAAGGGAUUGAAGCACCAUCUUUGAAAAGGAAAAAGUCUUCAAAGAACAAAGGAAAUGUUACAGAUAGUGAGAGGAAGAAAAGAUCUAAGAAUAGCAAAGAAGGCAAAAAGUCUAAAGAAAUGAUGAAGGUGAGAAGAUUGUGUCAAAGAGUAAAUCGAAAUCCAAGAAAAAAAGCAAGAGCACGAAAUGUGAAAUUGAUGAAGAAGGGUUGUGAUUCAUAUGGAUCAAAUUCCAUGUGAUGUUACUACAAAGUAUCAGAUUCUACAACCAUUAUAAUACAUGAUGAUGAUGAUGGACACAUGCAAGUGUUAGUUAGGAAUUUGUGUGUUUUAAUUGGAUCAUCUUAGAGGUGAAACUUAGGGAAUUUAAUUAUUUAUGUGGCAUGGAUGAGGCAAGUUUGUUCAAUGCUCUGGUUUCUCAAGGCAUGUAAGGUUAGAUUAGUGUUAAGUUAUUUAAUAUAUAGAGGUUUAGUCCUACAACUUUUCAUGGAAAAUAUUCAGUGUUCUGUCUUGUAGGUGUUUUGUGAUCAACUGUUUUUGCUCAUAUGAUAAUGCUCAAUUUUGUUAAUCAGUGUAAUCAAAAUUGUUGAGAUUGUAGUAUUUA
This is a messenger RNA of Arachis duranensis, 1758 nucleotides long. RefSeq lists its product as uncharacterized. NCBI's taxonomy places the organism in Eukaryota, Viridiplantae, Streptophyta, Magnoliopsida, Fabales, Fabaceae. Gene Ontology annotation, cellular component: preribosome, large subunit precursor; nucleolus. Gene Ontology annotation, biological process: ribosomal large subunit biogenesis. The record is from RefSeq and is a predicted model, not a curated record. Gene Ontology annotation, molecular function: protein binding.